Metopolophium dirhodum (rose-grain aphid) is the source of this 3350-nucleotide messenger RNA. RefSeq lists its product as uncharacterized. The record is from RefSeq and is a predicted model, not a curated record. The coding region runs from base 2537 to 3025 and encodes 162 amino acids. The transcript has a single exon. NCBI's taxonomy places the organism in Eukaryota, Metazoa, Arthropoda, Insecta, Hemiptera, Aphididae.
UUCGUAAUUUGUCGGUGGUUUUUCACGUGGCAUUAAAUAACUAUUGAAAAAAUCGAAAAAUGACCUAUUUAAAGUACCAUCUUGAUCCAAUUUGCUAAAAGAUAAGAUACUAUAUGUUGAAAUCGAAGCACUCCUUCUGAUAGAAAUUUUUUAUACAGGAAAAAAAAAUAAACACCAUUGUAAAACCACUAGCUUCCUCGCGGCGAUUUUAAUUUAGUGAUUUAAAAUACCGGGGGACCAAACGUUCGUGGACUGGUUUAUUUGAUGGGGACGAAACGGCGGAGACGUGAUUCGUAUACAAUUAAUGGUUAUUUAUUAAUAAUUUUAAUAUACAUGAUUUAAUUUAUAUGAUUCAUACAUUUUCUUCAAAAUGGAUAAUAUCGAGUAGCAUACUACGUUUAUGUUACCAUCAUGAUUUUUUGUAAUCAAAUAAGCAGCAUACAAACAAUAUUUUUAUUUUUAUUAAUCGUUUUUUGAACAAUUUUAGUUAUUAUAAAGUAAUAAAAGUAUAGAUAACAUUGAAUCGCCGUGCAGUAAAAUAAUGGUUAUUGAUAAACAGUAUAUACUAAUGUAUCAGUAUUUACUAUUACUAAGUCUUUCAUUAUUUGUAUAUGUACUUAAAUAGUAAUUGGUACUUGUUCCUUAUCUUGACUGUCUAUUUCAAGGUGAGCGGUUUGUAUUUGGUUAAACUGGCGUCCUAAGAGUGAUUGUAAUACUCCAGGCUUGUUAAAUAGGUUAAAUAACAUAUUUAAAUAGGUUAUACCUAUUACAUCCGUUCCUUUUGUUUAUACAGAAUAAUAAUACAAUAUACACACGUGACACGUGUGUAUAUUACCUAAAGACUUAAGACCGUCCCGAAGGACAAAUCAUGGCUUGCCAACUAGACCUUACCAUAGAGCGAAUUGAGUCUACGGAUCGUGGACCACGGUUAAUCUAGGUUAGGUACCUACAUAGGUACUAAAUACCAUAAAUAAUAUAUACUAUAUAUAUAUUAUCUAUGCUAAGUACUAAUGGAGUCCCGGGAAAUUGAAAUUAAAAAUAUAAUACUAACUGAGUCCCGUCAAACUUCUUCAAACAUCUUCGUUUCGAUUUUUAUAGACUUAUAGGACAACAUUCUACAGGUAUAGUUGAAAAUAUUUUUAGAUUUUGAGCCGAGCGAUAAACGUUAUUGAUUUUACAAUGAUGUGUGUUUUUUUUUUGUCAUCACCUUUUGGGGCAGUAAAAAUGCUUCAAAUUUCUACUUCUGCAUAUUUUCUGGUAGGAAAAUUUUUACUUAAAAACUAUUUGAAUUUGAAAUAAAUAUUUUUUUUUGGCUUUUUUAAGUGUAAAGAUAGAAUAAAUUUCAAAAUAUUUCAAUAAAUAUAAUAAAUUAUUGGGUUUGGAAGAUAUGGGAUCGAUGGUGAUUUAAAAAUGUUGGUGAUUAAUAUUAAAUUAUCAACAUUAAUAAUUUGUAAAAAUGGUCCUAGUAUUAUAUAAAUACCAGAUCCAAUAUUAUAUCUGUCUUAAACUUUUGCACAACUACUUUUAAGGAGUAUUAUACCCUUCGAAUAAACAUUUUAACAACUGUGAAACUAUUCGUCCAAAUUUUGAAUAGGGAAAAUCAAAAUUUUCAAAAAAUAUCCACUAAAUAAUUUACGGUAAAAAAGGGUGUUUCUUAUUUGAAAAACAGAAGUUUGUAUCACAACAGGACACUCCUCGAGUGGUUUUUUUUUAAUAUUUAACCAUUUUUGAGGUGGGGGGCGGGGGUUAUAACAAAUGGAUGCAUUACUGCGUGUAUAGUGUAUACAUUAUACGACUAUACUUCUGUAAAUAGGUAUUAUAUUAUGAUAUACUGAUGUGUAUCAGAAAUAACGUGGAUACCAAUCGAAAGAAGAUGACUGAUUACUAGAAUAAUUUUAAACGUUUUAUUGGUCAUCGAUGAUGUCAAUUUAGUCAUUAUUAUAAUAGAAAGGUCAAAGGUUUAUUUAUAUAGUAGUUGUAUAGAACUAUAUUAUACACGUUCAUAGCGAUUAGAAAAUAAAUACUCGAUACACAUAGAUGGUCUAUGCACAUAUUAUAUAGACAUAUAGUGUAACAUAUAACUCCGUGGUAUAAUAAAAAAACGACAAUUAUAAUCGUUAUUUUAAAUUGUCUGUAAAAUAAUAAUAUAAAUAAUUUAUAAUUAUUGCAUUGUACUUUUACGUCUGUCACGCAAUAUUCAAUAUAAAAGAUAAUUUGUAUGUCACAAUAAUCGUCUUGUUUUUCCGAUCUCGUACCUACAAUAAAUUGUAAUUAUGUAUACCAAUAUAUGCAUAGGUUAUAGGCCCAGUGUUUUUUAACCAAUGCGAAUUUCAAUCGGUGAGUAGGUAUCGCCGUAUCGGAUUAUAAUUAUUCAUCGUUGAAUGUUGCAGAUAUAUUAUAAUAUAUCAUAUACUUUUCGCAUCCCUGAACACAUAACGUCAUAAUAAAUUAUUAAAUAGGUACCUUUACUUACUAACUUAUACACGUCAAAUUAUCAUUCGAAUCGACGUGUUAAAUCUGACGGUAAUAUAAAAUAAUGGACGGCGUCAACCUUGGCAACAGUCGGCGUUCGGAGAUUUUAGAAACAGUCGGAAUUCAUUGCUCAUCGUCAACAAUAGCGGACACGCUCGACUUGGCAGUGCAGCAACCGUCGUCGACGGUUUGCGGGCGGCCGCUGGAUCGAUUGAGUGGACGAUGGACAUUCCAGUCGAUGCCGCAGGACGUCAACUUGGUGGCGUACGGAAAACAGUUUUCCGGCGAGUGGCCGUCGUUUUGCAUAGAAAUGGAUUGCGACGGCGUUGUGAACGCGAUGCCUACAUCUGAACUGACCAAGGCCGAUGAGGAGGCGCGGGACCGCGGAAAAUUGUUAUCCGGUGCUGAUGAGAAGAAUCCGUCGGCCCCGAGUCGCCCAAACACGUUCGCGGAACAGUGCGUCGCUUAUGUCGGACGUGUCUUUUCAUGGGAUUUCUAUAGGACCGUGUGUCUGUUCUUUCUACCAAUCGUCACAUUUCGAAACCGUAGGUGAUUGACGUGCAUGGUGGUUCUAGACGUUUAUAUAAUUAUAAGUAAUAAUUACAUGGUCAAUGGUCACGGGACAUGGCCACAUGGAUAUAAUAUACUUUACUAUGGGACGUACUCGGAUGGUACUCCGACUCACGCAGUCAACUCUUUAGUAUUUACCGUACAAUAUUUACCUAUACUGGGCCUAUACCCAUCUAGUGUUUUAUACUUAAAUUAAUCAUAUUAUAUCACCUUUUUUAUCACUAAAACCUUUAAAAGACAAUUAUGAUGUUUAGCGUUUACUCUACACUAAUUUUUUUAAUAAAUAUUUUUAUUGUAUGUUUGUAUAG